Molecule: messenger RNA, 2150 nt
Organism: Radiomyces spectabilis
Lineage: Eukaryota; Fungi; Mucoromycota; Mucoromycetes; Mucorales; Radiomycetaceae
Exons: 5
Coding region: 430-1794 (454 amino acids)
Biological process (GO): regulation of transcription by RNA polymerase II
Cellular component (GO): nucleus
Molecular function (GO): DNA-binding transcription factor activity, RNA polymerase II-specific; RNA polymerase II cis-regulatory region sequence-specific DNA binding; protein dimerization activity
Source: RefSeq, a predicted model, not a curated record
UGUUUAUGUUGCUUCAUUUCUCGCUCUGUAUUUGCGACACAACAUCAUCUCUCCCCUGGUUAUUUUUGUGCUAUUCUUUUCACUUGAAAUAUUUUCAUUCUUUUUUCCCUCUCUAUCCUCCUCCACAAACCAACCACAUUCUUUUGUUCCCCUCGCUUGAUUGAUAGUAACAGCUUUUUGCUAUCAUUUUGACCACUUACUUUCCCUUUCCAUUCAUCCACAAGUUCUCAUUUUCGGUUUUCGAAACAAACUACCUAUCAUUUUGAGCUUUUCUGUUCGUUUUCCAUAUCAAUCCUUUUCAGCUUCCCUCUUAUUGGCUAGUCCUAGUGCUAUCGUCUCUUAGUUCCCUUCACCAAAAACAUAUCAAUCCACCACCUCGCGUCUAUUUCCCUAUUCAUCAUUAUAAACGCAUUCUCCCUUUCAACAGAUAUGACUGAUAAUAGCAAGUUCCUGUUGACCACGGAAUAUACAUCCGAUUAUACUUUGUCUCAACAUCACCACAAGAUCCAAUUGUCGGAUGAAUCGUUAUUAUACCAUGACAAUACAUUCGAUUACAACGCCAAUUUAUCUGUAGGCGAUGUUACGACAUCUGCUGCCGCUGCAGCAGCUGCAGUGGCUGCAGCAUCGGUGUUUGCCGUGCCUUUGUCGUCGCCCUCCACGACCGUAACGUAUCAACCCUGUGACUUGAACGACUUGAUGAUGAAUAGUGAUGAUGCAAGUAACCCACAUCAACCACAACACCACCAGCAGCAGCAAUCCCGUGAACAUUCUCAUCAUUCACAGUCGCAUCCCUUUUUGGUUCAGCAACAGCAGCAGCAGCAGCCACAGCUUCAUUCGCAGGGACAGAUGCAGCCACAACAGCAGACAUUGAUGACGCCAACUUCGACGAUGGCUCCCGUCAUCCACACAUCGACUGUAUCCGGUAGUAUGGCGCGUCAGCAUGAACCUAUCAGAAGCCCCGAUACCCCAAUGUCAUGCUGCACGUCUCCCGCGCCUGCCCCUUUAGCCGCCACUCAAGGCGCCGGGAAAUCUGCACAAUUGACAGGCCAAUUCCUGCCUUGUUCUCCGACGUCCCCGAGCGCCUCCCCUUCACCAUCCAUGCUUCAUCAUCAUGCGUCCACCCUUACUGAAACGAUUGCUCGAGCUUCCACUUUACCCGAAGCCUUCUACCCCGAGUUUCUGCAGUAUUCCAAAGAAACUUAUGAGCAAUCUACCAGCCCUCACCGUAAAAAGCGACGAUGCAACAAUGUUAAUAGUAGCUCCCCACCCAUGAAUCAUCAUUUGAUAGAGCAGCAACAGCAGCAGCAACAGUCAUCAUCUCAUGCCGCAACACGGCAGCCAACAUCGGUACCACAGCAACAACAACAGCAGCAGCAGCAGCAGCAACAGCAGCAACCGAUGGCUCCCAACCCGACAGAUAUGAUGAAAUCAGAUGACGAUAUCCAAUGGGAAAAUAGCUCGUUAAAGUGUCAGCCACCUUCGAUGAACCAUUUAUCCAAUUCUGAACUUCGUCGCCAAAUUCAUAUCCAAUCCGAACAAAAGCGACGAGCACAGAUCAAGGAUGGUUUUGAAGAUCUACGAAACGAACUGCCGAGUUGUCUCAAUAAAAAAAUGAGCAAAGUUGCUCUUUUACAUCGCACUGUGCAACACAUUCAGCAUCUGAAAAGCACACAAAUGACCAUUCUCGCCGAACUUGAACGGUUGAUCAAUGAAAAUGAGCAGUUGCGAAAAUUUCAAGAUAGUGUGCUGCAAAAACAGGCGCUGGAGAAGAUGUACCAGAUGAACAAUAUGUGAUUUGCGCUUUAAAAACGUCAGAUUAUAUUUCUUUAUUUUUCUUGUCAGUAUUUCUUUUUCUUAUCUCAUUUGUCCUCUAUGUUGUCAUUUUAUUUAAGGUUUAUUCCCCUUUUUUCAUCUUUUUUCUUUUAUAUGUAAACUCUUCUGACAAGCAUUGUAACUCCUCUUGUCCCCUCGAUCUCUCUCAACCCCCUUUUUCUUCUUCGCUGUCUCUUUUUUUUUCUACACUUAAUGUUGUAUAUGCAUCUCAUUAUAUAUGCCCGAUUCUUGCAAAAACAAAAGGUUCCCUUUCAGCUACAGAUUUUUGUUUCAUACAAUAGUUUGUUAAUAUGCAACUUUCAAUGAUGCGGAUUAAU